Messenger RNA from Pistacia vera, 1598 nucleotides. Its product is annotated as serine carboxypeptidase-like 18. Gene Ontology annotation, biological process: secondary metabolic process; proteolysis. The record is from RefSeq and is a predicted model, not a curated record. The transcript is spliced from 13 exons. Gene Ontology annotation, molecular function: acyltransferase activity, transferring groups other than amino-acyl groups; serine-type carboxypeptidase activity. Bases 57 to 1478 code for a protein of 473 amino acids. Lineage: Eukaryota; Viridiplantae; Streptophyta; Magnoliopsida; Sapindales; Anacardiaceae.
GUUUCUUCUCCAUACAAUACAAUUUUAAGUUGCAGGUAGAAAAAGGCAGCUAGCUCAUGGCACCAUCACCAUCACCAUCAAUAUUUGGUCAUCCAAGUCACAGAAACCUGCGGCUACUCACUUCAUUCACUGACAUCCUUAAACUAGUGUUAUAUCUCAUUCUAUUUUUGGUCCCGAAGCAGCCGGUUGUUUCACAAUCAAUAAUAAAAAAUCUACCAGGAUUUCCGGGAAACCUCCCUUUCAAACUUGAAACUGGGUAUGUUGGGAUGGGUUACUUGGAGGAGGUGCAGCUAUUUUACUACUUUAUUGAGUCAGAGAGAAGUCCAAAAGAUGAUCCGCUCCUGCUUUGGCUCACCGGUGGCCCUGGUUGCUCCGCGUUGUCCGCUCUGUUUUAUGAAAUCGCCAAAAUCAUGUUACUGGAGACUCUUAUUAUAAUUUUACAGGUUGCCAACAUAAUAUUUCUGGAUGCACUUGUUGGUACUGGCUUCUCUUAUGCAAAAACUUCUGAAGGAUAUAACAUAGGAGAUCUAACUUCAGCAUCUCAAACCUAUGAGUUUCUAAGAAAGUGGCUCCUGGAUCACCCCAAAUUUCUCUCGAAUCCGCUCUAUGUUUCUGGUGAUUCUUAUUCGGGCAUGACUGUUCCAAUCAUUGUUCAGAAAAUGUACAAUGGUAUUAAAGAGGGAGAUGGAUACGUGCUAGGUAACCCAUUUACCGAUGUGAAAACCGACCUCAAUUCAAGAAUUAUCUUCGCUCACAAAGAGGGAUUACUAUCAAAACAGCUCUAUGAGUCAACUAAAAUAAAUUGCAAGGGUGAGUAUAUGCGCCCAGAUACAAAUAACUCACUGUGUAUGGGCGAUCUUGAAGUUGUGAAUAAGUGCCUGGAAAAAAUAUAUAUGCCUCAAGUGUUGGAACCAAAGUGUAGUACACUCACUCCUAAACCAAUUGGGCAUCCAAGUUUUCUGCAGGGAGAGCAUUCCAUGGAUGUUCACCUUUCAACUCCACAACUUCUUGGACAAUGGUGUCGAAAUUAUAAUUAUCUAUGGUCUUACAUUUGGGCUAAUGAUCAAACUGUUCAGAAAGCUCUUAAUGUUCGAGAGGGAACUAUAAAAGAAUGGGAGAGAUGCAACAGUAGCUUCUCUUCAACAUAUGUACAUGACAUCAUUACUAGUAUCGAUUAUCAACGAAACCUCACCAGAAUUACAACUUAUCGAGCACUUAUCUACAGCGGUGAUCAUGACAUGGUUAUUCCAUAUGUGGGAACACAAGAAUGGAUAGAAUCUCUGGGAUUGUCUCUUAGCAAUGAUUGGGAACCAUGGUUUGUUGAUGGACAAACUGCAGGAUACAACCUAAUGUAUUCAUUGAAGAAAUACAGUUUGACAUAUGUGACUGUUAAGGGAGCUGGUCACACAGCACCAGAGUACAGGCCUAAAGAAUGUCUUGCCAUGAUUGAUAGGUGGUUUGCUUAUUAUCCUCUUUAGUAUAUAUAAUUAUAUUAUGUAUAUUUAUGUUCAAAAUAUAUGAUUUUUGAAUUUAUGAAAAAUGAAUUCUGCGAGAUGGAUGUUUGUUUAACUAAAACACUGCAUGCAAAAUGCAUGGAA